Messenger RNA from Malania oleifera, 1489 nucleotides. RefSeq lists its product as uncharacterized. Lineage: Eukaryota; Viridiplantae; Streptophyta; Magnoliopsida; Santalales; Ximeniaceae. Gene Ontology annotation, cellular component: cytosol. The record is from RefSeq and is a predicted model, not a curated record. Gene Ontology annotation, molecular function: ATPase activator activity; protein-folding chaperone binding. Bases 507 to 1118 code for a protein of 203 amino acids. The transcript has 6 exons. Gene Ontology annotation, biological process: positive regulation of ATP-dependent activity; protein folding.
GAUGAUACGGAAUGUGGGGUGGGUCCGCGCCAAGCAUGGGGGCAGCGUCCAGGAGAUGCGGGGCGAAGGUUCGGGAAUGGUAUUGCUCCAACUUGUCAGCCGGCCGUUCUCACGUUUGACCAUGGAAGUCUCUCGCGCGCCCUAGUUGACCCGAAGCUUCUGGAAAUUAAGGAGGCCCGAAUGCGCAGGAGAGAGAGAGAGAGAGGAAUUUUUGGCAAGCAUACCCGCUCCCAUAGCGACUCGGCGCUCUGUGUUCAUUUCCAUUUCGAUCUUCUCUCUGGAAAUCUGCUUGCUCUCUCUAAAAAUCAAAGUAAAUUGUUAGAAAUCUUUCUGGUUGAUCUGUAACCCCUCGAAAUCCUUUACCUUUCUUUCCUCUAUCUGUGUAUUUGUUGGAGGCGGGCUCUGGAUCUGAGGCUUGAUUGGGAAUUCUUGGGCUGAGUUCUCCACCGGCAGAAGGAGACAAUUUGGCAGGCGGGUGGGGUUGUGGUUGUCAGUGGAAGGUGGGAAUGGAGGGUGCUGUGUCAGAGAAGCAGUCGUCGCCUCCAUCAUCGUCUUCGUCUUCUUACACUUACUGGGUGAGGGAAGUGACGGAAGAUGCUGCUCCUCUCCCUGUUCCUCGCAAGCUAGCCCCCGAGGACCUUCUUUCCAACCAAUCCCACCCCGCUGCCUUAGGUUCUGUCUGGAAUCGGGCUGGAACGUGGGAGGAGAAGAACCUUAACAAAUGGGCAAGUGAUAGGAUUAAGGAGUUGCUUUUAUCUGUGGGCUCCCUGGACUUCAAUGGUGGCAAAGCAGAAAUAGCGGAUGUUUCCAAAUGUACAGGCGAUGCAUUCUUGGUGACAGUACGAAACAAGAAACGUGUUGGCUACACAUACGAGUUGACAUUGAAAUUUAAAGGAGAAUGGUUUAUCAAAGAGGAGAAGAAAAUGGUCAAGGGCCAUAUCAAUAUACUGGAGUUUUCAUAUGGUGAGCUGGAUGACUUGCAGAUUGAGGUGAGAGUAGGUGAGGACAAGGAUCUUCUGCAUCAAGAUAAGCUGCGGAUCUGCCAGGACUUGAAAAUGUUUUUGCAGCCAGUCCGUGAAAAGCUGCUUCAAUUUGAGCAGGAAAUUAAAGAUAGGUAGGGGGCACUAAUUUUGAUUCUUCCUGUUGGAGAAGCAUUGAUUGGAAUGAUGGUUGUAGCUUAUAAUUUCUGAUUAGCACAAAAUACAAAUACGCUACUGCAAAGAAAAAAAAAAAGUGUUAUUUAUGGAGGCAAGGCUUCCCUCACUUUUCUGUUGAGUCAUUGUUUUCCCGAGGAGCAAUGGUGAUGAACUCUUUGCUGGGUGUAGUAGUUGUGAUGAAUUGCAAAUGCUUUAUGCGUUGAACCAGCCUUUCAUCUGUUUAAAGUUUGGGAACCAGAGUCAUACGUGUAGGGUAUGGCAUUUCCCUACUUGAUAUUUGAUUCCUUAAUGUCGUGUAACUAACUGCUUUUAAUGUCUUCAUUUGAUCUCAA